AUGUGGUGACAUCUAGUCUUUACAUAUGUCUAUGGUCAUAUCUACAUCUUUACAUCGUGGUGACGUCCGGUUCCGUCGAACGAGACAUGUCUUUAUAUAUGUCUAUGGACAGAACCGCGGUCCUGGUGCUCGGGGUCGGAGCCGCGGCUCUGGGCCUCGGGCUCGGGUUCGGGUUCAGGUUCCUGAGGAGGACCGAGGAGCUGGUUCGAGUGGGGGUCGUGUCCCAGCUGCUGCUGCACCCGCUGAAGUCCGGCAGAGCGAUGUCUCUGUCCCUGGCCGAGUGUCUCCGCGGCGGGCUGAAGUUCGGACACAUGCAGGACCGACACUGGCUGGUGGUGACAGACGACGGUCACAUGGUGACGGGCCGACAGCAGCCGUCUCUCGUCCUCGUGUCUCUGACCUGCGAGGGAGGUCAGGUUUGUUUGAACGGACCAAACAUGGAGGAGCUGAGGUUCCCGGUCAAUCAGCCUGACAACAACAUUAAAGACUGCAGAGUGCUUGGCGGUGACAUCCAGGGCCGGGACUGUGGUGAAGAGGCGUCCCGCUGGCUCACCCGUUAUCUGGGGGAGGAGAAAACCUUUCGCAUGGUGCACUUUGAACCGCAGAUGAAGGGCAGGAGGUCGGUGGAGAUCGAGCCUCUUUUCCCACAGUGUGAGCAGGUGGCGUACCUAGAUGUGGGCCCUGUGAUGCUGCUGUCCGAGGCCUCAGUGAAGGAUCUCAGCAGCAGGCUGGAGAAGGACGUCACGGUCGAACGCUUCCGCCCGAACAUCGUGAUAAGCGGCUGCGAGGCCUUCGAGGAGGACUCAUGGGAAGAGAUCCAGAUUGGCAGCGUGCGGCUGCAGCGCGUCAUGUCAUGUGGAAGGUGCAUUUUCACCACAGUCGACCCUGAAACUGGAAUAAUCAACAGGAAAGAGCCUCUGGAAACACUGAAAAGCUACCGUCAGUGCAAACCGUCCGAGAAGCACAUCUACAAGUCGGAGCCGCUGUUCGGGCAGCUGCACACCGUGAAGAAGACGGGGAUCCUGCAGGUCGGAGAUGUCGUGUACAAGAUCCGCCGCUGAGACAGCGAGGAAGAGGAUGAGGAGGGGAGCGCACGGUCGGCCCAGUCACUGCCGAGUCACUGUGGCACCAGGAAAUAGCACUUAGGUAAAGAAAGUACCAAUGAUAAGCAAGAAGAAUUAAUAUGUUUUAAACGAGGCUGUGACCAACGAGUGCAGUUCAAAAUAACACUGAUGAUCAAGUAGUGUUUUUAAACUGGGUUGUUGUGUAACACUACUAGAACCCGGAAGGAGAAUAUUUUUGCACAUUUAGUAAAUCAUGACACAUUUGCACAUGCUGCCAUUUGUAAGAAAAAUGAAAUUGUCUUUUGCUGAUUUAAGUAAAUCUAAACUAAACUUUAUCGCUAACUAAACAGGAAUUAUAUCAACAGGCUGAUUUGAUUAUUUUUAAAUGAUCAGUUUCUUAGAACACGUUUUUCUAAAUGUUGUAAUAUGGAUGUUGAUUUUUUUCCAAUAU
This is a messenger RNA of Limanda limanda (common dab), 1515 nucleotides long. Its product is annotated as mitochondrial amidoxime-reducing component 1-like. The transcript has 7 exons. Lineage: Eukaryota; Metazoa; Chordata; Actinopteri; Pleuronectiformes; Pleuronectidae. The record is from RefSeq and is a predicted model, not a curated record. Gene Ontology annotation, biological process: nitrate metabolic process. The coding region runs from base 87 to 1061 and encodes 324 amino acids. Gene Ontology annotation, molecular function: pyridoxal phosphate binding; nitrate reductase activity; molybdenum ion binding. Gene Ontology annotation, cellular component: mitochondrial inner membrane.